This is a messenger RNA of Anoplopoma fimbria (sablefish), 3131 nucleotides long. RefSeq names its product zinc finger protein 366 (gene znf366). The record is from RefSeq and is a predicted model, not a curated record. The transcript has 7 exons. Gene Ontology annotation, biological process: regulation of transcription by RNA polymerase II. NCBI's taxonomy places the organism in Eukaryota, Metazoa, Chordata, Actinopteri, Perciformes, Anoplopomatidae. The coding region runs from base 125 to 2419 and encodes 764 amino acids. Gene Ontology annotation, molecular function: RNA polymerase II cis-regulatory region sequence-specific DNA binding; DNA-binding transcription factor activity.
AGUUGCAGUGCGAGCAGGAGGGAGAGAAACGCAGGUACAGGUACAACAGCAGCAGCAGCAGCAGCAGCACUUCAGCCAAACAGCAUCACAGAAAACACACUCUGCUACACUCAACCGAGAGAAGAUGGAAACAGCCAGAAUGAAUUUCUCACCAGCAAGAAGUCCACCCCUCAGAGAUGAGCUAAGACCAGUAUCCCAGCAGAGUUUCUACCUAAGCCCACCUCCGCUCUACAUUAAGCCCCCCAAAUUCUCCCCUCCCAGAUACCCCAGCACAUCACCCAGCAGAGACACCUAUGGUGCGUUCAGCCCCCCCGCCUUCUUUCCCAUGCUUGGUCCAGGUUACACCCAAAAGGAAGGAUCCCAAAAGCGCAAAAGAACUCCUUUCAAAAUGGACGCCCAAGGAGGUGAAUCUCCCGACAGAGGAGUCGCGGAGGCAGACGAAAGCAGCAGUAAGAAGCCGGUGCACCUCUCCCACAUCACCUUCUCCCUCCCACCUCGCCCCAUUCCCUCCCCAUCUCCUAAGCCCAUCCCCGGUAUGAUCGAGCUCAACACACUGCAGCUUCAUCACAGAUCACCAGGUAUGAAUCUACCUGUGCAGGUGAAACAGGAGCCUCAAAGUCCUUCCCCUGUUUGGCCUCCCUCUCCUCUCCUCCUACACCCUUCCUUCUUCCCACCUCUCCACCACAGCUUUCUCCCAUACCCCUUCUUCAUGCCCGGCCCCGUCAUGCACCUCUCCCCUGGUUCUUUCUACCCAAGAGAGGACCUCCGCCCCGGGCAUCGCGGCCGUGACGGACCUCCUCGGGUCGGGACGACAAGUGCUGAAAAGCUCGGUCUCAACGUCCACGUGGAUGACAGUUAUUAUGUCGACGUGGGUGGAGGCCAGAAGAGAUGGAAGUGUCGCAUGUGUGAGAAGUCCUACACCUCUAAGUACAACCUGGUCACACACAUUCUUGGGCACAACGGCAUCAAACCACAUGGAUGCCACCUGUGUGGGAAGCUGUUUAAGCAGCUGAGCCACCUGCACACACACCUGCUCACCCACCAGGGCAUGAGGCCCCACAAGUGCCAGGUGUGCCAGAAGGCCUUCACUCAGACCAGCCACCUGAAGAGACACAUGAUGCAGCACAGUGAUGUGAAGCCGUACAGCUGCAGUGUAUGUGGUAGAGGUUUUGCUUACCCCAGUGAGCUUCGCGCUCAUGAGCUGAAGCACGACAAAGGACAGGAGAACGUUUGUGUGGAGUGCGGGCUGGAUUUCCCCACGCUGGCCCAGCUGAAGAGGCACUUGACCGCCCAUCGCGGCCCCACCUUGUACAGGUGUGCAGAGUGCCAGAAGACGUUCCAGUACCCGAGCCAGCUUCAGAACCACAUGAUGAAACACAAAGACAUCAGGCCGUACAUCUGCAGCGAGUGUGGGAUGGAGUUCAUCCAGUCACACCACCUGAAACAGCACACGCUCACGCACAAAGGGGUGAAGGAGCACAAGUGCCGCAUCUGUGGUCGUGAGUUCACUCUGUUGGCAAACAUGAAGCGCCACGUUCUCAUCCACACCAACAUACGGGCCUACCAGUGCCACAUGUGCUUCAAGAGUUUCGUCCAAAAACAGACCCUCAAGGCCCACAUGAUCGUCCACUCAGACAUCAAGCCCUAUAAAUGCAAGCUUUGUAGUAAGGAGUUCAACAGGAUGCACAACCUAAUGGGCCACAUGCAUCUCCACUCAGACAGCAAACCCUUCAAAUGCCUUUACUGCCCGAGCAAGUUCACGCUGAAGGGAAACCUCACCAGACACAUGAAGGUCAAACACGGCGUCAUGGACAGAGGGCUGGAUGAGAGAUUGUUUAGGCGAAGAGGGCGAUUCUGCACUCCCAUGAGCCUCCUCACCCGCUUCAGCCAAGAGGAACCGUUUGACCUUUCCCAGAAGCCCCCGGGCCUGCCCAGCCUCCGCCUCUCCCAGUCAGACGGUGAGAGCGUCCCUGGAAGCUCGUGUCAGGAGGAGGACGAGGAGAGUUUGUACAGAAGGAGCCAGUACAGCCCUGAGGUGGACCAACAUGAGCCGGCAGGCGAGGACCAGUACAUCGCUGAGCUGGAGGAGAGAGGGCAGGGGUCUCCAGCUGAGCAAAAGCCAGAGGAGACCCAGAAAGAAAUGUAUCCGCAUAGUUUAGAUGAACAGAGGGAGGCAGCAGCAAAGGGACACUCUGUAGAUCCCAGAGGUGACCAGGCGCAGCACUUACAGUCAGUAGAGACAUCCGAGAUAGCAGAACUAGAAGUUGAUCACCAAGAGCUAGACGAGCCAGAGCAAAGCAAACAGAAGAUGGAUGCAACUGAGAGAUACCAGAGCAGAUCAGAGACCGAUGAAAUAGUGCGUCACUCGCGCACAUGUGAAUUGAUGGGAGAUACGGGUCCACAGGAUGAAGAAGAGUGAUAACAAUCAGACAAAGAAAGAGUACAAGAUGCAGGUUUUAGGGAAGAAGUUUUUUUUUUUUUUUUUUACAGGAAAGUGAAGUAAAGUGUGUCUGUGUCUAACUGAAACUGAUAAUGUGGUAGCAGCUUAGAACCAAAAAAAGAAAGAUGAACAUAUCAUGUUUAUUAACUGAGCAGAAAAUAACAGUGAAGUAACUGAAAUACAAAGCUGUGAAGUGUAAUUCAUGUACAGAACAUAUCAUACACUGAUUAAUGGUCACUGAAAGGGGGAUAAUGUGCAUUUAUGGGUCGAAAAGUAUGAAUAUUUUUUGUAUGAUUUUUUUUGAGAGUGAACAAAUUGCAAAUCAUUUUUUUAGAAUAAUUUUGCAAUAUUGACUGACAUAUGCAACCUUGCUUAACCUUGACUUUGUCUUUGUCUUUUAAAUGUAAGAAUCUAUCAUUUCAAAAUCAAAAAUGUGUUAUUGCUCAAACCAUUGUGCAUGUGUUGACAUUAUCUUUUUAUUUUUGUUUGUUUGUGGAACACUUUUUUGACAGAUACAGAUAUAACAAAGCUUGAGUUUCUCAAAUUUUUAGUGUUUAAUUAAAUAAACUGUGAUUUUGUUUUUUAUGUCUAACGUUUAGAUUUUUUUAAGGUCAAUUUUGGUGGAUGUUUUAAUUGUAUGGCAGUGUAAUGGGGAUCAUCUGAAUGUGAUUCUGCUAAUAAAACAAUAAAA